Messenger RNA from Gallus gallus (chicken), 1079 nucleotides. It is a transcript of the gene ECHDC3, whose product is annotated as enoyl-CoA hydratase domain containing 3. The transcript is spliced from 5 exons. NCBI's taxonomy places the organism in Eukaryota, Metazoa, Chordata, Aves, Galliformes, Phasianidae. Gene Ontology annotation, cellular component: mitochondrion. The record is from RefSeq and is marked validated. The coding region runs from base 26 to 898 and encodes 290 amino acids. Gene Ontology annotation, molecular function: hydro-lyase activity.
AGCGAGCCGCAGCCCCGCGGAGGCGAUGGCGGCGGCCGCGGCGCUGUGGCGGCUGAGCGGGCCAUCAGCGCGGCCCCUGGCCGCGGCCUGCAGCAGCGCGGCGGGAGGAGCGCCGCUGACGCUGCGGCGGCAGUCGGGGGGCGUGCGAAACAUUAUCCUGAACAACCCCGGGAGACGGAACGCGCUGUCCCUCUCCAUGCUGCAGGCGCUGAAGGAGGACCUCCUGCACGACGUCAAGAGCAAAGAGCUCCGCGUGAUCGUCAUUUCGGCUGAAGGACCCGUAUUUUGUUCUGGCCAUGAUUUAAAGGAGCUGUCAACUCAAGAUGAUGUGAAGCAUCAUACCCAAGUAUUUGAAGUAUGUGCAGAGGUUAUGACUUUAAUCCAGAGACUUCCAGUACCAGUGAUUGCCAAAGUGAAUGGCCUGGCCACAGCAGCAGGCUGUCAGCUAGUGGCGAGCUGUGACAUUGCGGUGGCAAGUGAGAAAUCACGCUUUGCUACUCCUGGAGUAAACAUUGGAUUGUUUUGCUCCACACCAGCUGUGGCCCUGGGCAGAUCUCUUCCAAGAAAGGUGGCAUUGGAGAUGCUUUUCACGGGUGAGCCUCUUUCUGCCCAUGAAGCGUUAAUGCACGGGCUUGUCAGCAAGGUGGUACCAGAAGACAAGCUGGAAGAAGAGACCAUGAGAAUCUCUCACAAGAUAUGUGAAAGCAGCAAAUCCGUCCUGGCACUGGGGAAAGCCACCUUCUACAGACAGAUGGCUCAGGACCUUGAUACUGCUUACAAAAUAACCUCUCAGGUCAUGGUAGACAAUUUGACUUUGAGGGAUGGGCAGGAAGGUAUCGAAGCCUUCAUUCAGAAACGCAAACCUGUCUGGUCACACGCUCAGGAUGAGAAGAAAUGAAUCCUGUUUCUAAGCUAAGCUGAGGUGUACUUCCAUGAUUCACACAGUUGCCUUUGGGAAAUACGUUUCUGUUCUUAUUGAAAGUUUAUCAUACACAAUGCCAAAGCCACAGUAAAUUUCUUAAAGUUUAUUACAUAUACUUAGAAAUAAAAUCACACCAAAUGCUUGUUUUUUUCAGCAA